CCCCGUCUUCUCUCUUCACCGGCGCCACCGUUGGCUACUCUUGCCGCCGAAUCCCAGUGUGGCUACUCUUUAGGCAAAUGGAGGCCUUCUUACAAGUUAUAUCAGAGGCCAAGGCUAACAUUUACGAUAUCGAUGGGUUAUGUUCACAGUUGAAUGGUGUGUUUCCUCCUGCAUCAUAUUUCAGUCCUGUGCCAAGUGGAUAUGCCACUCUUCUUGAAGAAUUUAAUGAAAAGGAAUGGGGCAAAACCUUUGAUAGUGCUAUGUAUGCACUUUCGGAUUAUGGCGUUGUUGCGGAGGAUGCUCAAUUUUUGUUAAGAUUUAUAAUGGGAUUAUUAUAUUUUAGAAGAAGUAAUUUUGGUGAUGCUUGCAAACAGUUUUCUUUGUCGGAUAAACUUUGUCGCAAACUCUACAAUCGUAAUUGUGUUGUGAGUUUUUCGAAUGUAGCUUCUCAUGAGGGCAAGAAAUACUGGAAUGAUGUAGAGAAAUUUAUGGAUCAAACAACUGAAAUGCAUGCAGUGUUGGAUACUCUGUUUUCUAAAGUUUUGGAUGGAGGUGGUCCAUUGGUUUCUAGGGCUCUUACUAGCUUCAAGGAUGAAAAGUGGAAGGAAGCUGUUGUUUGUGUUAAUUUAGUGUGUGCUGGACGUCGUGAACCAAAAAAAGAAUACAUUGAUCUUUGCUUAACAUUUUUUAAGGGGUUGUUGCAUUAUAGAAGAAACCGUUAUGCCCUAGCUUACAAGGAAUUCUUGUCAUGUGAUAGUCUUUGUAGUGAGAUCUUUCAGAGUACAUUUUUUGAAAGUUUCAUUGCGUUUGCUUCUAAUGGGUGGAAGAAUUAUUGGGAUGGUCUAGCAGAACAUAUCGACCAAACGGCUGAAAUGCACCAAGUUUUUGUUGAGCUGUUCCGUGACAUUCUAGAUGGGAAUGUUGAUAAAAAUGUCAAUGAAGCUCUGACUUUUUUCAAGAAAGAAAAUUGGAAGGAAGCAGCUAAGUUAGUUUUGAAAGCUAUCAAACAGCGUGGACAAAAACCGGAAUAUCUUGAUCUAUGUUUACAAUUUUUUUAUUGUUUACUGAGCAAUCGAAACCAAAAAAAGGAUUUGGCUGAGAAACAUUUUCAGAAAUGCUUGGAAUUGAAAACACAUUUGAAUCUUCCUUUUCCUAGUGUGUCUUUCUUUGAAAAGAAAACGGAAAGGAAGCAGAAGGUUCCUGGUGAAGUUGUUCCACCAUCUUCUACUUCAGGAUCUUCAGUCAUUUCUCAUAGUACAGAGGAUUCAAGUCAGGAAACUACUAUCAAUGGCACAGUUCGAAGCAGAAUUGAAAUGAAGGUUUGAGAAGAGAAUAAAGUACAGUGCAUGUCUUCGCUUAAUGAAGUUUUGAAAAGAGAAUAAGGUUCAGAGAAUAGAGGAUUGCCCAAGAAUCAUGCAAUUUGUAUCCUCCAAUUAUUCAGCUUUUGGAUCAAAAGCAUGCAAAGGCUAAUCAUUUGCCAGACUAGGAGCCAAUUAUUCGUACCAUUAACUCAAAUUAGCAUGUUGUCCCACGAUCUAAUGAGUAUAUUGAUUUGACAAGAAUUUAGAAGAAAAAUGUUAUCGAAAAAAAUAGGGAGAUGCUAG
This is a messenger RNA of Cuscuta campestris, 1604 nucleotides long. The record is from the annotation of a GenBank genome assembly. Lineage: Eukaryota; Viridiplantae; Streptophyta; Magnoliopsida; Solanales; Convolvulaceae.